Cercocebus atys (sooty mangabey) is the source of this 3016-nucleotide messenger RNA. It is a transcript of the gene CFLAR, whose product is annotated as CASP8 and FADD-like apoptosis regulator. The transcript has 10 exons. Gene Ontology annotation, molecular function: cysteine-type endopeptidase activity; protein binding. The record is from RefSeq and is a predicted model, not a curated record. Gene Ontology annotation, biological process: proteolysis; negative regulation of extrinsic apoptotic signaling pathway via death domain receptors. Lineage: Eukaryota; Metazoa; Chordata; Mammalia; Primates; Cercopithecidae. The coding region runs from base 1245 to 2687 and encodes 480 amino acids.
GCAGGCCCUGCGCGGCCGCGCGCCCGCGUCCCACUCCUGCCGCUCCUCACAGCCCUGCGCUCCGGGAAACUGCAGGUGGCCGGCAGUGGCCAGGGGAUGGCGGGGGCGCUUGUGGAACCUGACUCAGUUUUGUAGAUUUCUUAUCUCGGUUGUUUACCGCGGGCUGAGCGGAAUGCCCCCGCUUCCGCUUCCGCCCCGCUCCGAAACCCCGAACCCCUUCUACUGGCAACUCCGCCCCGGAUUCCCAAAAAGGGGCGACCUGGGCCACUGCGGUCCAAGCUUCACCCCGAUGGACCUGAGAGACCGGAAGUAAACCUUGGCUAACUCUAGCCGCCCCCUGCAGCCGCAACCGCAGAGGCCCACCUGCGAGCUUCAGUGGCGGGUCCUCAGCGUUGUGUAAACUUUGCUUAAAAUGAUCUUGAGAGUUCAAUUCUUGGAGUGAACUGUUGAGAAGAUCUGGCACUUUUCCUUUCGAAAGUUGUUGGGAACGUGAAAGUUGUGUGUGCGUUCGACCUCACUCAGUGGGAGCCGCCGCCCUGUAGGGAAUUUAACAAUAGCCUAGUCAGGGCUGUUAUUUUCCAGAGCAGUUUAAUAUCUAUUUUGCCCAAGUGCAAGGAAAGCUUGCCUUGGAAAAGCUGGGAAUGCCUGACUGAAGAAACGUUUUUAGAGCCUUUUAAAAUGAACCUGUUUCUGCCAUUUUUCCACCGCUUCAAAAGGACUGGGAAAUGUAAAAUGACUUCAAGAUGUUCUUACUUGAGAGUGUCCGGAUUUGGACAGAAGGCCAUGUUCUUUUAAUAUUAACAGUGGCACGCAGUAGAACAAAGGCCACUGAAAUUCAGAAUCAGUUUUUGGCUCCACGGAGUAGGAAGUAAAUUCAAGGACGCCAGAGGUCUUGCGAAUGUUUUAAUUGGUUAACAUUUGAAAUUUGUUCUUAAGCAAUGAGGGGUGAAACCAGUAGGGGGUUAGCAUAUAGCAUAAGUAAAGCGUUUUGAAUAUCAACAAACUGCAAUAAUCUAGAACUGAGAGCGGGCUCUGGAAGGUUUGACCUGCUUUAGAGAGAGAUUUCAGAUAAGAAGAACGGAGUUUUUGGCCCUUUUCGGAACUCCCCCACUGGAAAAGGAUUCUGAAAGAAAUGAAGUCAGCCCUCAGAAAUGAAGUUGACUGCCUGCCUGCUGGCUUUCUGUUGACUGCCCCGGAGCUGUACUUCUGCAGACCCUUGUGAGCUUCUGUAGUCUAAGAGUAGGAUGUCUGCUGAGGUCAUCCAUCAGGUCGAAGAAGCACUUGACACAGAUGAGAAGGAGAUGCUGCUCUUUUUGUGCCGGGAUGUUGCUAUAGAUGUGGUUCCACCUAAUGUCAGGGACCUUCUGGAUAUUUUACGUGAAAGAGGUAAGCUGUCUGUCGGGGACUUGGCUGAACUGCUCUACAGAGUGAGGCGAUUUGACCUGCUCAAACGGAUCUUGAAGAUGGACAGAAAAGCUGUGGAGACCCACCUGCUCAGGAACCCUCACCUUGUUUCGGACUAUAGAGUGCUGAUGGCAGAGAUCGGUGAGGAUUUGGAUAAAUCUGAUGUAUCCUCAUUAAUUUUCCUCAUGAAGGAUUACAUGGGCCGAGGCAAGAUAAGCAAGGAGAAGAGUUUCUUGGACCUUGUGGUUGAGUUGGAGAAACUAAAUCUGGUUGCCCCAGAUCAACUGGAUUUAUUAGAAAAAUGCCUAAAGAACAUCCACAGAAUAGACCUGAAGACAAAAAUCCAGAAAUACAAGCAGUCUGCUCAAGGAGCAGGGACAGGUUAUAAGAAUGUUCUCCAAGCAGCAAUCCAAAAGAGUCUCAAGGACCCUUCAAAUAACUUCAGGCUCCACAAUGGGAGAAGUAAAGAACAAAGACUUAAGGAGCAACUUGGCACUCAACAAGAACCAGUGAAGACAUCCAUUCAGGAAUCAGAAGCUUUUUUGCCUCAGAGCAUACCUGAAGAGAGAUACAAGAUGAAGAGCAAGCCCCUAGGAAUCUGCCUGAUAAUCGAUUGCAUUGGCAAUGAGACAGAGCUGCUUCAAGACACCUUCACUUCCCUGGGCUAUGAAGUCCAGAAAUUCUUGCAUCUCAGUGUGAAUGGUAUAUCCCAGAUUCUUGGCCAAUUUGCCUGUAUGCCUGAGCACCGAGACUACGAUAGCUUUGUAUGUGUCCUGGUGAGCCGAGGAGGCUCCCAGAGCUUGUAUGGUGUGGAUCAGACUCACUCAGGACUCCCCCUGCAUCACAUCAGGAGGAUGUUCAUGGGAGAUUCAUGCCCUUAUCUAGCAGGGAAGCCAAAGGUGUUUUUUAUUCAGAACUAUGUAGUGUCAGAGGGCCAGCUGGAGGACAGCAGCCUCUUGGAGGUGGAUGGGCCAGCAAUGAAGAAUGUGGAAUUCAAGGCUCAGCAGCGAGGGCUGAGCACAGUUCACCGAGAAGCUGACUUCUUCUGGAGCCUGUGCACUGCGGAUGUGUCCCUGCUGGAGCGGUCCUGCAGCUCACCGUCCCUGUACCUGCAGUGCCUCUCCCAGAAACUGAGACAAGAAAGAAAACGCCCACUCCUGGAUCUCCACAUUGAACUCAAUGGCCACAUGUAUGAUUGGAACAGCAGAGUUUCUGCCAAGGAGAAAUAUUAUGUCUGGCUGCAGCACACUCUGAGGAAGAAACUUAUCCUCUCCUACACAUAAGAAACUAAAAGGCCAGGCGCAGUGGCUCAUGCCUGUAAUCCCAGCACUUUGGGAGGCCAAAGAUGGCAGAUCACUUCAGGUCAGGAGUUUGAGACCAGCCUGGCCAACAUGGUAAACGCUAAUAAAAAUACAAAAAUUAGCCGGAUGUGGGGGUGGGUACCUGUGUUCCCAGUUACUUGGGAGGCUGAGGCAGGAGGAUCUUUUGAACCCAGGAGUUCAGGGUCAUAGCAUGCUAUGAUUGUGCCUACAAAUAACCACCACAUAGCAACCUGGGCAAUAUAGCAAGACCCCAUCUCUUAAAAGAAAAAUAUGGGACAGGAACUAUCUUA